AUUACUUUUUCCCGGGAAGAGGAGGGGCAGAUAAAGGGAGAUAUCAUGUGUCAUUCUGAAGAAAUGAAACUACUCCCCCAAAGCUAAACGGACGACAACACAACCAUCGCUGCAGACAUGGCCUCAGUCAACAGCCUCCCAUGUGAAGAACAGUUCCUGUGUUCUAUCUGUCUGGAUGCGUUCACUGAGCCUGUCUCUACUCCAUGUGGACAUAACUACUGCAAGACUUGUAUCACAGGGUACUGGGCCAGCAGUGACCUGACACAGUGCCCCCUCUGUAAGGAGAAGUUCCACCAUAGACCAGAGCUUCAGGUCAACACAGAGUUCAGAGAUAUGGUGGAGCAUUUCAAAAAAAUGAGGGUGAGGAGUGAAGAUGAGGUCCUUGCGAAACCAGGGGAGGUGUCCUGUGAUGUCUGCCAUGGGUUGAAGCUCAAAGCCCAGAAGACUUGCCUGGUAUGUUUGGCCUCAUACUGCCAGCCUCACCUGGAGCCACAUCAGAGAGUCCCAACCCUUAAGAAGCACAAGCUGAUUGACCCUGUGUCAAACCUGGAGGACAGGGUGUGUAAGAGGCACGACAAGAUGUUCGAGCUCUUCUGUCCCACAGAUCAGACGUGUGUUUGUUUCAUGUGCUUGAAAGACAACCAUGCGACGCACAAAGCCAUCCCGUUAGAGCAUGUGUUCAGAGAGAGGAAAGCCCAUCUGGAGAAUGUGACGUCAGAAAUGAAAAUGAUAGAAGUUACUAAAACGAGGAGUAUUAAGGAAAUCAGAUACUCAGUUGAACAGAACAGGAAAGAGUCAGAGAAAGAGAUACAGGACAUCAAUGAGAUUUUCGCUGCUCUGGUGGCCUCUCUGCAAAGAAGCCGUGUCAACCUGAUUGAGUUGAUCCAGGAGAAGAGGGAAGCAGCAAAGGAGAAGGCUGAAGACCACGUAGCACAACUGAAGCAAGAAGUAGAUGAGUUGAGGAGGAGAAGAUCCAAAAUAGAGCAAGUCUUACAAACUGAGGAUGACUUCCACCUCCUGCAGAACUGGCCAUCCCUCUACUUCCCUUCACACAACAAGGACCCGUUCCAUCUUCUGUCUUGCUCCACCCCUCCAUUUACACAAGAUCUCCCUGACAGCAGUCAACAGAGCUAUGUGGGAAUGGUUAAAAAAGCAGUGGCCCAGAUGGAAAAGACCCUCAGUAAUGAGAUGGAGGUUCUUAUUCAUGGGGUCAGGUUGUCUGAUGGCUGUGAGAGUGCUAAACAGCCUGAUGCAGCGGAAAAACUAGUGACAGAUGAGUUAAUUAAAGAAGUGUGGAAUCCGCCUGAGGACGAGCUGAGGAUGAUCCAGCAGUGCCAUGCGGUGGAUGUGACUCUGGACGCCUACACAGCCAAUUCCAAACUCUUGGUGUCUGAGGAUGGGAAGCAACUGACAAUUCAACAAGGCCGAAUGCAGCAGUUUUUCAAUUCAUUAAAUGUAUUCGGAAGAAGAUUUGAAUAUCAGCCUUACGUCCUUGGGAAAGAGGCCUUUUCCUCAGGCAGGUUCUACUAUGAGGUUCGGGUCAGUGGGAGCAGAGGCUGGCUCCUGGGAGUGGUCAAAGAGUCCAUUAAAAAUGAGUUUAAUCCCAACCUUUCAGAACAUGGCUGGUCAUUUAGUGGAAUUCAUUUCCAAAGGGAAGAUUUUGCUCAUAGUUCUGUUCAUUCUAUUAACUCUGGUCCUAUGCGCCUGAGGCAAAGGCCCCAGACAGUUGGUGUGUUUGGGGAUUAUGAGAAGGGAGAGAUUUCCUUCUAUGAUGUGGACGCCAGGACUCUGAUCUACUCUUACACAGGAUGUGUCUUCACUGAGACCACACCAGCACUAAAAGCUUUUCUCUAUUCUCUGACUGACUCUCCCUUAAGUGGCAGACUAAAGCUUUACCCUAUUUUUGGUAUUUUUGGAGAGGAGCCUGACAACGUACUCGUAAUCACUCCCGUAGGUCGUGCAACUUAAAGUGCCACAUACAGCACACCAAGGGAAAUUAAUGUGUAACUUCUCCUGAAAGAUUUUUCUUUUUUUUAAAAUUUCGUUUCAAAUUUCAGAUUUCACACAUCUGCUCUGUUUGUUAGUAAUGGGGCAUACAAAUUAUUGUAUUAUAUAGAAUUGUAUAUUUUUUGCAACAGAGAUCUGUGAACAACUUGGAGACUGCAGAAGUUAUUUGUGUGUGUGUAUAUAU
Messenger RNA from Xiphias gladius (swordfish), 2191 nucleotides. RefSeq names its product tripartite motif-containing protein 60-like. The record is from RefSeq and is a predicted model, not a curated record. Gene Ontology annotation, molecular function: zinc ion binding; protein binding. The coding region runs from base 118 to 1968 and encodes 616 amino acids. The transcript has 2 exons. NCBI's taxonomy places the organism in Eukaryota, Metazoa, Chordata, Actinopteri, Istiophoriformes, Xiphiidae.